Hibiscus syriacus is the source of this 697-nucleotide messenger RNA. RefSeq names its product 40S ribosomal protein S15-4-like. The transcript is spliced from 4 exons. Gene Ontology annotation, molecular function: RNA binding; structural constituent of ribosome. Gene Ontology annotation, cellular component: cytosolic small ribosomal subunit; ribosome. The coding region runs from base 133 to 591 and encodes 152 amino acids. The record is from RefSeq and is a predicted model, not a curated record. Gene Ontology annotation, biological process: translation; ribosomal small subunit assembly. NCBI's taxonomy places the organism in Eukaryota, Viridiplantae, Streptophyta, Magnoliopsida, Malvales, Malvaceae.
CUGGGCCCUUGAAGAGAUAUAUUCUAGGGUAAGCCUGUAUAAGAAACUUGUACAAAAUCUCCACACUUCUUCAACCUCCGAAGAAAACCCUAGCGGCCACUGCAUCAGUUUCAAAACCUUAAGCUUCCAACCAUGGCGAAUGUGGAGACAGAGGUGGCGGCGGCCGGAGUGCCUAAGAAGAGAACAUUCAAGAAAUUUAGCUUCAGAGGCGUUGAUUUGGAUGCUCUCCUUGAUAUGUCCACCGAUGAGCUUGUCAAGCUCUUCCCUGCUCGUGCUCGUAGAAGGUUCCAAAGGGGUCUCAAGAGAAAGCCAAUGGCUUUAAUUAAGAAACUCCGCAAGGCGAAAAGGGAGGCCCCACCAGGUGAGAAACCAGAACCAGUCAGAACCCACCUGCGGAACAUGAUCAUUGUACCUGAAAUGAUUGGAAGCAUUAUUGGUGUGUACAAUGGCAAGACAUUUAACCAGGUUGAAAUCAAGCCUGAAAUGAUUAGCCAUUACCUUGCCGAGUUUUCCAUUUCGUACAAGCCAGUUAAGCAUGGUAGACCUGGUAUCGGUGCUACUCAUUCUUCCAGGUUCAUUCCUCUGAAAUGAAGUCCAUUUCUGCAUCUUCAAUACUUGAUCUGGUCUUCACUUUGAAGAGACAUUUUGCCUGCUGCACCUUUGGUAUUUUUAAUUGAUGAAAAAUUUUAUAUGCUUU